This is a messenger RNA of Strongylus vulgaris, 334 nucleotides long. NCBI's taxonomy places the organism in Eukaryota, Metazoa, Nematoda, Chromadorea, Rhabditida, Strongylidae. The record is from the annotation of a GenBank genome assembly.
CAGGUCAGCUCUAUUAGGCUAUGAACGCAACAUUAUCGUUUAGCCAAAUGCCGAAUUACUCGCUGCAAUAAAAGAUGUUGUUGCAAAAUUCAAAGCUUCAUUGGAUGAGAGUGGUCUCGAUCAAGAUGUCAGACUUAUGGGCAACCAGUUGAGGAAUACUUGGCAGCAGCUCAGAUCAGGGGUCGAUCGUGGAUUGCGAGCUGUGAAACAAAGUGCUGAGAAUUCAUUGGCGCAGGCAGCCACUUUCGGUCCAAUGAACGAGCAACUAGGUCGAUUACUCGAAAAAGCUGCUGACGAUGCGAGUAGAAGAGCUAAUGAGAUGCAACGACCAUGA